AUGAUCUGUUUCGCAAGUCUGCAGUCUGCAAUGGUUGUCGAACGUUACGUAGCCUUGUAUAAGCGGAAGGAUUAUGAAAUGUUUGGUAAUAAGUUGGGCAUAAGCCUCACAAUCAUCUCGAUCUUUAUUGCCUUCGCUAGUACUGCCUGGACAUUCCGAAGACAAGAGUUCUCAGCAAAACCUUAUUGUGCUUCAACCACACCGCUUACUUUGAUGAGAAUAUCGGUCGUGAGUAUAGCUCUUUGUGGCGUGAAUUUAGCCACAGCAGCUGGAGUCGCAAUAUUGCUCAUCAGCAAUCGUUUCGCCGUGAAUAGGCUUCUUUUACCGCUUACAGUAUUCCAAAAUAUAUCUUAUGCUUUUUUCACUAUAUCAUCUGCUGUACUUUCUCUUUUGCCAGAUUAUUUCACUUAUGUCACUUUCCGAAUUUUGUUCACUCUCGCCUAUAUAGUACCCUUUCACACGCUGUUUUCUUCGGUCAUCAUUUGGUUAAUCAUAUUGAACUCGCAGCGUUUGAAAGCAUGCAAACUCACGCAGGUCACUCAAGGAAAUGACAACAAAGAAGAAGCUUACUUCAGCGCGUAUCUUAAAAUGUGGCGUUGAUA
Cylicostephanus goldi is the source of this 602-nucleotide messenger RNA. The record is from the annotation of a GenBank genome assembly. NCBI's taxonomy places the organism in Eukaryota, Metazoa, Nematoda, Chromadorea, Rhabditida, Strongylidae.